Messenger RNA from Solea solea (common sole), 4066 nucleotides. It is a transcript of the gene b4galt6, whose product is annotated as UDP-Gal:betaGlcNAc beta 1,4- galactosyltransferase, polypeptide 6. Lineage: Eukaryota; Metazoa; Chordata; Actinopteri; Pleuronectiformes; Soleidae. Gene Ontology annotation, biological process: glycosphingolipid biosynthetic process; carbohydrate metabolic process. The coding region runs from base 1 to 1149 and encodes 382 amino acids. The transcript has 9 exons. The record is from RefSeq and is a predicted model, not a curated record. Gene Ontology annotation, molecular function: UDP-galactose:glucosylceramide beta-1,4-galactosyltransferase activity.
AUGGUGAACUGGAGGCGGCUGCUACGAAUGUCCAACCGGUCGUUUCUGGCCUUCAUAUUCUUCUUCUCCAUGUCCACCACUUGUCUCUACUUCAUAUAUGUGGCGCCCGGAAUAGCCAACACAUACUUAUUCAUGGUGCAGGCUCAGGGCAUCAUGUUGAGGGACAAUGUGAGGACCAUUGGCCAAAUGAUCCGAUUGUACACCAACAAGAACAGCACAGUCAAUGGGACAGAUUAUCCUGAUGGAAGUAACUCCAGUGAAUACCUGGUCCAGCCGACUCAGUACCUGCCGGAGAACUUCACAUACGCUCAGAACCUCCCCUGCCCUGAGCGAUUACCUUCUAUGAAGGGCGUGAUGGACGUGAACAUGACAGAGAUCCCCAUGGAGGAGAUCGAACUGAAGUUCUCCACAUUGUUUGACAUUGCGUUUGGAGGGCAUUGGAAACCGAAGGACUGUCAACCUCACUGGAAGGUGGCGAUCCUGAUCCCGUUUAGAAACCGGCAUGAGCAUCUCCCCAUCCUCUUCCAACACCUCAUCCCCAUGCUACAGAGGCAACGCCUGCAGUUUGCCUUCUACGUCAUUGAACAGAGUGGCAGUCACCCUUUUAAUAGAGCAAUGCUCUUUAACGUGGGAUUCCUGGAGGCCAUGAAGGACCUGGACUGGGACUGCUUUAUCUUCCACGAUGUUGACCAUAUCCCUGAGAACGACCGAAACUACUACGGUUGUGGUCAGAUGCCACGGCACUUUGCUGCCAAGCUGGACAAAUACAUGUACAUCCUCCCCUACAAUGAAUUCUUUGGCGGUGUGAGUGGAUUCACUGCGGAGCAGUUCCACAAGAUUAAUGGCUUUCCCAAUGCAUUCUGGGGCUGGGGAGGAGAAGAUGACGACUCGUGGAACAGGGUUAAUUACGCUGGUCUGAACGUCACGCGACCGGAAGGAGAGCUCGGCAAGUACAAGUCUAUUCCUCAUCACCACAGAGGAGAGGUGCAGUUCCUCGGCAGGUAUAAACUGCUGAGAUAUUCCAAAGAGCGACAACACUUGGACGGCCUCAACAAUCUCCAUUACAGCCCCCACAUCUCCCUCAGCAGCCUUUACAAGAACAUCACGGUGGACCUGAGCCCUGAGCUCGCUCCCAUCACAGACUACUGAACUACCAAAUCUCCCUCCCUCCCUCCCUCACCCUCCAGACCCUCAACUCACCCCAGCCUCCCCCUCCAGCACUGGCACUGGCAGAGCGGUGGCGGUGGUGGUGCUGGUGGGGGGGGGCACUAUUUAAUGCUGCCAAGAAAUCCUAAUGAAGGAAAAAAAAAAAGAAGAAAAAAUGAAAUGUAAAAAUGAAGAGGUCGUGGCAAGCCUCUCAGAGUGUGUGUGUGUGUGUGCGUGCGCGUGUGUGUGUGCGUGUGCAUGUCUUUUUGUCCUUGCUGGCUUAACUACUACGAGUUGGUAUAGAUGUGGAGGGAGCGGCAGCAGCUCAGCUCUGAUGUUUACUGCAAAGCCUUAAUGUGGCCAAAAAAAAGAAGAAAAGAAAAGAGAAAAGCACGGCUCCCUCCGGUUCGCUCCGCUUCACUUCUUGCGAAUCACCGUCACCUUACAAGCCAACAGACAAGAGACUCACUUUCUACAGUAUCUACUUUUCUUUUAUACAUAUCAUUUUGUUAACGUUGUUAUUCCUUUUUUUAAAAAGGACGGAUCAGAGCGAGGUUUGUUUUGUUUUUUUUGAUACAUGCUGUAUAUUUAUUUUAACGAUCCCCGUCUAUGUCACUCGAGUAUUUGCUGUCUGUUGUUCUUUUGCUGCUGCACUGCUGCUGAAAUCCGCAUGAACAUGUAUGUAAAUAUGAGCUCUGGCCUUUUAGAGCUUGCCAAAACACAGAAGACGACGAAGUAUGUAAAUAUAAGCCUUUAUACGCUCGGGCAGAUCACAGUGAAGACGAUAUUCCAGUGGGUUUGACUUUAGUUUUUUGGCAGCUACCUUUGUUUUAAGGAUUCAAUAAGAGUGUGCGGUCUCUUCCGAGCAGGAAGAUCUCCUGACAGUGUAGGAUGUUUGACUGAAAUGUUGAGAUUUGACUUUAUCUCCGCAUGCUUUAAUUUAUUUUGUUUACCAAAAAAAGAGUUGUUGUUUUUUUUUUGGUUUUCCAAACAUAAAUUAUUUCGUCAGUAAGAGGAUGUACAGUAUAUUGGGGGUUUUUUGGCUUAUUUUGGUUGCACUGUGUGGAAGAACGCGGCUGGGUCACGCACCACGUCCGCGUAAACAAGGGUCUGCGUCGGCACAAUACUCGAUCACUUGAAUAUUUACCGGUGCCAGUCCAGUACAGUCAUCUUAGGAAUUUUUCAACUAUAAAGCUGUUAACGGGGUUCCCACAGGUCCUUGAAAUCCUUGGAAGUUUGUGAAAGUGCUUUAAUUCUGUGCCAGAAGCAAGUCAAGACUGUACUAUACUUCCACACACGCCACGCCGCACUGCGUGUCGUAUACUCGCGCGCCAGAGUCCUGUAGUAUCCCACUUCACCAUCGGGUGGCGUUACAAGUAUGGACAAGAGAACGAUGCAAACUGUCUGGUUCGAGUUGCCCUCCCAUCUUGAACUGUGUCUGCACAUUCGGCCCCUUGAAUUUGAGGGGAUUGGUCCUGGAAAGUCCUUGAGCGGUCCUUGAAUUUGACGUCAAGCAAGGUGUGGGAACCCUGACAAUAAGAGCGUGUGCCACCAAACUGGACUCCAAACGCGGAUGGUACGACCCGGCCCGAUUGAGUGUGGGAGGUUUUUUUCUUUGGUUUUUUUUUGGAGCGCAGAUGUGUUUUUAUUUUUACAUUUUUUAUAUAGUUAUAGAUAUAUAUAAAUAUAUUUAGUGCUGGACCAUGUGGAAAAAGCUCUUCAUUGUACUGUACCAUGCGUUAAGCAUGGCGUUUGGGCCGGACACCGUGCGUGUGUCUGGAUUAAAUGUUAGCGUCUUUCCUUGUGUUUUCAAAGCGUUGGAGGCAGCAGCCAGAAUGAGAGAACCUCGGCGUCAGCUGAAGCCGCCGCUGUUCUUGAAUGGCACAGGUUGUCUGAAACCAAGUGUUUUUUCUUCAGUAAUCUGAACACGGUGAAGAUGUACAUUUGCAUUUGUUGGCAGAUUAUUUUGGACCAGAUGUUCAUUGUGUAGAUAACCUACAGUAUCUCUAGCUUUUGGAUUCAGAAUGCGUUGGAUGGUAUGUUUUGGACGUUUCCUUUGAUUGUACGCCCUGUGAUGUUUCAUCGCGACUUGGGCCAUUUUUGAUCGAGAUCUUAUGAUUUGAUUUUUGUCUUAUGUCAAACUGCCUCAUGAUGCCUCCCUUGUGUUCAGACUGCAAAUCUGAUUAUCUUUUGUUAAAUCGGAUCAUUUUCAGGCAGCUUUCAGACUGAGGCUCGUCUGUUGAAAUCAGAUUUUAAUUGAUUUCAGACUGCACCCAAAUGUGGUUUAAAUCACAUCAAGUGUCAUAAUGUCUUAUGUUAUUAAUGUGUUUUUUUGUUUUUAUUUUUGUACUUGCAUAUCCAAACUUUAUCCACAUUGAAAAUAGUUUUGGUUUUAUGGUUUCAGUCCAAACUGUGCUUGUGCAUCUCACUGUGAGACGCGUCCAUCACAGCUUUGGUUGAUCAAAGAUUAUGUAAGAACCAAACUUUAUUUUUUUCUCAUGUAGUUAAACAAAUUCCCUCUCUGAACCUGCUUCUCAUCUUAACCACAUAAUGAUGGAUUAUGCAUGUUGAUGAUUUGGUUCCACUUGUGUUAAAUUUUUCAUUGAGAAGGAAAAAACUGACAUGCGACAAGUUUACUUGCAGUUACUUUAAACACUGAUGUUUGGUUGAAGUGGUUUGAAGCAGAAGAUGAGACCAGAAAAAACUGAGUCCAGCUCCAAUGUGAAAAUAUGUUUUAAUGCUUAUCGAGUGAACAUCUGUCAGUGAACAGGUGCAGUACAAUUUUAAGAAAUCCCUUUGGAAAAUGAAGACACAGUAAUGAUGAUGUUGACUGUAUUAAGUCUGUUUUACUCUGAAUCUGUGUCCAUGUGUUGUUUCAAAGUGGUGACACUUUGUUAUAAAACAUGUGAAACAAGUGUCA